AAGUGCAAUGAGCAAAAAAAUUUGUGGAAAAUGAUUCAUUUUAGCAGUAAAAACUGAGUUUUGACAGCUAAAAUAGCUUAGCGCAAUGUCGCGACCAUCGCUCACAUCUGCCGAGCCCAGUUCGCCCGUGCAAAAAGUAUGGAAGCCAGAAUUGUAUAAAAUACAAUUAGAAGCGCCUACGCCCAAACCCUUCCGCCGUACUCGUCCUUUGCCUUCGAAUAAUAUCAACAAUGAACCGCAUUGUUAUGGCACAGAAUAUUAUGGUGUAAUGGGCCAUCUUGACGCAGAGCAGCUCUUGUCCAAUAAGCCAGAUGGCACAUAUCUACUGCGUCGAAGUCCAAAUGCUUUAUGUGUCUUAAAAAUACAAUAA
Rhagoletis pomonella (apple maggot) is the source of this 370-nucleotide messenger RNA. Its product is annotated as beta-chimaerin-like. The record is from RefSeq and is a predicted model, not a curated record. Lineage: Eukaryota; Metazoa; Arthropoda; Insecta; Diptera; Tephritidae. The transcript has 3 exons. The coding region runs from base 86 to 370 and encodes 94 amino acids.